This is a messenger RNA of Vollenhovia emeryi, 573 nucleotides long. RefSeq lists its product as uncharacterized. Lineage: Eukaryota; Metazoa; Arthropoda; Insecta; Hymenoptera; Formicidae. The record is from RefSeq and is a predicted model, not a curated record. The transcript is spliced from 2 exons. The coding region runs from base 91 to 561 and encodes 156 amino acids.
GAUGAAAAAAUUUCAUGUUCUUCUCGGAUUAACCUACGACGAUGUCUUGCAGAUAUAGAAGGUAAUAACUUACGCUUCAGAGAAAGACACAUGGUUGCACAUAUACGUACCUACGUGUACCUACUUUUCAAAAGGCAAUAUUUCUAUCUCACCGUCCUGCGUAGCAGUCUAUCGAGCUCUACCGAAGUAAUGGAGGAUAUGCACACGGUACGUUUGGGCGUUCACCACAAAAUGACGAUCGACUUACGCUUCAGAGAAAGAGACAUGGUUGCACAUAUACGUACCUACGUGUGCCUACUUUUCAAAAGGCAAUAUUUCUAUCUCACCGUCCUGCGUAGCAGUCUAUCGAGCUCUACCGAAGUAAUGGAGGAUAUGCACACGGUACGUUUGGGCGAAGACAGUGGACGGGCGAUGAGACAGCAGCGCGCAUAUGCACGCGGUACGUUUGGGCCAGAGAUGCAAACUUUGGGUUCCGAGCACCAUCAAAAUGCUACACACGGUGCUCACUCACACAAGCGCAACCGUGUCCGUGUGCUGCGCAGAGUCACAUUUAAAUCUUAAUUCUAUAAGAGC